Molecule: messenger RNA, 462 nt
Organism: Rotaria sp. Silwood1
Lineage: Eukaryota; Metazoa; Rotifera; Eurotatoria; Philodinida; Philodinidae
Source: the annotation of a GenBank genome assembly
AUGUCUUGCAAUAAAAAAAUACGAAAAUUAAAUUCAAAUCAAAUACUAGAACUUCGACAAGCAUUUGAUUUAUUUGAUACUGAUAGUAGUGGAAGUAUAUCAGUAACUGAAUUGAAACAAGUUCUUCAUGCAUUGGGUGUUAGUUUAUCUGAACAAGAAAUUCGACAAAUGUUUUCAGCAAUAGAUGUUGAUAGUCGUAUUGAAUUUGAUGAAUUUGCUGAAAUAGUAGCAGAUACUUAUUUUAAAAAAUUUUCUCGUGCUGAAAUUCUUGAAGCAUUUAGAAGAUUUGAUCAUAAUCAUGAUGGGUUUAUUGAAGCUGAUGAAUUAAAAAUAAUCUUAGAUCAACUUGGAAGACAUUUUUCGAAUGAAGAAAUUCGUCGUAUGAUCGCUCAAGUUGACCGAGAUGGAAAUGGAAAAAUAUCCAUUGAAGAAUUUGCGGCACUUGUUGAAAGAGAAUCUUGA